Molecule: messenger RNA, 2528 nt
Organism: Culex pipiens pallens (northern house mosquito)
Lineage: Eukaryota; Metazoa; Arthropoda; Insecta; Diptera; Culicidae
Product: transferrin-like
Exons: 5
Coding region: 103-2400 (765 amino acids)
Biological process (GO): iron ion transport
Cellular component (GO): early endosome; plasma membrane; recycling endosome
Source: RefSeq, a predicted model, not a curated record
GCCGCACCGCGGAAGGAUCGCGCUUCCGAGCGAUAGAAUGAUUUUCAACUGAAUUACCACUCAGUGCAGUGAAUUUGUUUAGUAAUUUAAAACUAAGUGAAAAUGGCAAGGACAAUCGGGAUAGUGAGUUUGGUGGGUUUGCUGUGCAUUUUCGGCGGAGCUAGUGCCCAAACAGUCGAUGUAAUCUGCGCCGGCACCAGAUUCGCCGACCAGUGCCUCCAACUGCAGCGCGGCAAGUCCGAGGUAGUCUGCGUCACCGUUCAGGACAGCAUCGAGUGCGCCCAACGGAUCCGCAAUGGCACCGCCAACAUCGGAAUCUUCUCCGCCGAGAGUCUGGUUCACCUGGCGACACUGGGCUGGGAUGGGCUCGCCGUAGUCAAGGAACUACGUCACACGGACCGUACCCGUGAAACGGUCGACUUCCGUUCGGUGGUGGUCGUUCCGGCGUCGCACCAAGGCGGUUUGGACGGGUUGCGCGGGGCUCGCUUCUGCCAUCCGGGACUUCAGUAUGGUCGUCAGCAGCGGUGGAGUGAGCGGUUCCUGAAGCACUUUGAACGGUUGGUGGUUCCGGCUGAUUGUGGCGAGUUGACGAGUGCGGCCGAGAUUGAAACUGCGGCGUUGUCGAACUUUUUCGCGUCGGCUUGCCGUCCGGGCAAGUGGUCGAACGUGCCGCAGGAGGACGCGGAGCUCAAGUCCAAAUAUCCGAAUCUCUGCGAGUUGUGUCAGAACAAGGACCAGUGCACGUACGACUCGCCGACCUUAUCGCAUCACCGAGCUGCUCUGCAGUGUCUACGUAAUGGUGGAAACGUUGCGUACGUAUCGCAACAGGACGCCCAGGAGUUCUUUGCGUUCAACAACGACAUCGUCAACGACUACGGUUUCCUCUGUCCGAACGGAACCAUCGAAGCGAUCAACGGAAACAACAGUCCGUGCUCCUGGUUGACCCAGCCCUGGCCCGUGGUCAUGGCCGCGGCCGGUCGUGCCAUUGAAGUCUCGUCCCGGAUUGACCGCUGGACGCGCGGCACCGGUGGAGAGUCCUGGGAACAAGCCAUCCAGGAAAUCAUCGGCCACGGCAGCCGCAAUGCCCUCUCGGUAGGCUCCAUCCAGCUUCCAGUAGAUUACCUCAGACCGUACCGCUCGCUGCCCAUCCCGUCCGAUCUGUGUCGAACGACGGCCCGCUGGUGUACGGCUUCGCCCGAGGAGAAGGACAAGUGCGACGUGCUGCGAACGGCCGCCUUGACCACGGGAAUCUUUCCGACCAUCGAAUGUCCAGUGGACACCACGAGCAGGAUGACCUGCAUGAACGAGAUCGCCAACAACCGGUCCGACUUUACCGGAAUCGAUUCCAACUUCGGAUACCUUGCGAGGCAUCCGUUCAACCUGACCGCGGCCAUGUUCCAGGAGACGGAAAAGGAAAAGUACUCGUCGGUGGUGGUGCUGGUCAAGGAUGAUAAUCGGUUUACGCGGUUUGAGAAUCUGAGAUCGUCCCGGGCCUGCAUGCCAGAGUUUGGUGGAAUUGCCUCCAUCGCCUUCAUCAACGUGGGCAAAGCGCGCGGAAUCUUCGACCGCAGCAACUGCAACUACGGCCAGCUGCUGGGCGAUUUUUUCGGCGCGUCGUGCGCUCCCGGCUCGCGGGACAGUCUGCACGAUCCGAUGGGCCACAACGCGGAAUCGCUGUGCACGCUGUGCCGCGUUCCGGACCCCAACCAGAACGUCCCGGUGCCACUUUCGGGCGAGGAGGAAGCGUUGAACGCCGAGUUGGAGGAGAUUCCGACGGAGGUGGUCGAGGGCAAGAGCGACAUUGAGGGUACGAUUUCGCGGAACGUGGACUGUGCGGCGAACGUGAACAAUCCGUUUUAUGGAACGCGGGGUGCGUUGAACUGCUUGCGGCUGCAGGGAGAUGUGGCGAUUGUGGAGAGUCAGAACUUGGCGGAACAUGCGCAGGCACUGGGGAUGAACGCGAACGAGUACCGGAUCAUGUGCCGCAACGGAUCGCUGGCGGCCUACCCGGGCUUCCAGGUUGACGAUGAGUGUCUGCUGACGACCAUUGUCGAUGGGGAGAUUCUCGUACGGCGACACUCUUCCAAGACGGCGGGCAUCGUGAACGCGCUGAGUUCGUUGGACAUUUACCUGCAGAACGAUCCGGACUUUAAGAUGUACAACAUCUACGGCGGCGUCAAGAAUCUGCUGUUUGAGGACUCGGCGUUGGGACUGGUUUCGCCGCAGCACACCGAGCUUGGCCAAGCCGUCCAGAAUUACAUUCGGCUGUUUGAGAACAUCGAGGACUGCACAAACAGCGCCGGCGGAACCACCGUUGACGACGGAGACGGCGCGUCCAUGCUGACCAUCAACGCGUUCAUGACGUUCCUGUUCGUGAUGUACAACGUGCUCCGAGGUUGAGGGACACUUUCUUUCACUUUAGUUAAGACAUCCCCCGUCGUUUUUUCAUCCAGCAAACUGUAUUAACUGUGUAACUCAUACGAAACGUAACGAAGAAACAAAUAAAGUUCACGAGUUCAACAACUUGA